UUAUGAUCAUUAGUAAAAGCUUUGCUCAUUCAAUCAAGGAUUUUCGAAAUUAGAAUAUAAUUUUAGGAUGUCUUUCCCUUAUUGGAUUAGUUUCUAGUUGCGUAACCUUUGUCCUAUUAAAAAAUACCUUAUAUCAACUCAUUUUUCUUUCAGAACUCAUUAUAGCAAAUUUUUUGAUGUUAGUUGUCUUUAUCAAUCAAUAUAAAAUUACAAAAGACACUUAAUAUGUUCUUUCUAUGUGCUUUUUAAUUAAUGAAUCAGAAAGAACUAAUGAAAAUUGGAAUCUAAGUUUGGAAAAUAUGAUUAAUCUGAGUAAUUUAUAUUUAAAUUCUAGGGAGUCUUUAAAAUGUAUCCUAUUCCUAAUUGUUUUACACUAGAAUUAAGAUAGCUUUUCACAAUAACUGUUGUGAAUCAAAAGAUAUCUUUUAUUUUAUUUUUUCACUUGGGGUAGUGAUUCAAUUAUUCUUUGAAUAAAGUUUUCAUUCUGAAAUAAAUAUCAUUAUAAUGUCUAUACUAUGUUUUACAACUUUUUGGGAACUCUUCUUUGUCACAUUAGGGAUAAUUAUAGAAAUGCCUAGAAGAAUUAAAUAAUAUUAUAAAAUGAAAGCCUUACAUAGAAGAGUUUCAUAAAUAUAAUUUUAAAUAGUUUAAAGAUAAUCGUAAAUCAUGGAAAAUAAUUAAGAAGCCUUAUUCUUAAAUCUGCUUUAAAACGGAUAACCAGUUUUGUCAAUCUUAGAAAACAAUGAACCUUAACUGAAUUAAAGAUUAGAAGUUUUACCAUAACAUGCUAAUAUAAAUUCCAUAUAAGAACAAAUUUAAUGUUAAAUAUGUUUCGAAGAAUUGGAACCUACUGGAAACAUUUAAUAGCUAUCUUGUCAUCCUACUCAUAUCUUUCAUUUGGAAUGUAUUUCUAAUUGGUUUUAAAAAAAAGUAUUUUUAAUUAUUAAGUAGUUCCAAGAAGAUUUAGUUCCAAGUUGUCCUAUUUGUAGAGCACCAUAAAAUUCAUGAAUUCUACAUACCCUAC
Messenger RNA from Paramecium sonneborni, 1024 nucleotides. Lineage: Eukaryota; Ciliophora; Oligohymenophorea; Peniculida; Parameciidae. The record is from the annotation of a GenBank genome assembly.